AUGUUGUACGGCAAAAAAAGAAAGCAAGUAUUACAGCCAGAAAAUACCAGCAGGCAACCCUAUGUUGGCGUGAUUGAGACCACCAUGAUGUACCAUUCAAAUGAGGAACAUGGGAAGGAGAAUGUAGUUUCCGUUUUCACGUUGUUUGUGGAGGAGCCUUCAAGACAUUUGAUAUUAAUUCGUUUCUAUGACGACUUUGUUGAGUUCGAUAAGCGAAUUAAAGAGUAUUCCAAGAAAUGUAAGAUUCCUUUGCCCAAAUUACAAGGACGAAGUGAUAGUAUUACUAGUAUUGGAAGCAAUGAUAGUAAGCGUAACAGUAGUUUAAGAAAAAUACUACACAGUUUUUCUCAUAAAUCAACCCAAAAGAGUAAUUCAGAUAAUAUUGAGCGAUACUUACGUCAUUGUGUAAACGAUUUAAAUAUUCAGUCAUGCUCACUAUUUAAAGAAUUCUUGCAAGCACAAAGAGAGGAAGACAAUGUCAUACCAAAGCAUAUUAUCGAAUCCUAUGUACAACAAGAAGCAUCCAUCAUACCAGCACCAGAAGCCACUCCAUCACCUGAUACAACAACACAAGAUGACGACUCUUACACUUCAUUUCCUUCCAAUGUGAUUAAUCCAACAAGCCAAGUAUCAUCUGAAUUACCAGCAACUAUCCAAGAUUUUCAACUCAUUAAAGUGAUUGGCAGAGGAUGUAUGGGCAAAGUACUUUUGGUCCGGCAUCGUAAUUCAUCACGCUUAUUAGCAUUAAAAGCUAUCAGCAAAAGAGCAGUGAUUGAACAGAGCCAAAUCAUCCAUAUUAAGGCUGAACAACAAAUCUUGUCUGAUAUUGCCUCUAUUCAUCAUCCAUUCCUGAUCAAAUUGCACUAUUCAUUUCAAGACCUGAACCAGUUAUUCCUUGUACUCGAUUAUCACGUCGGAGGUGAUUUGGCAACACAGCUUCGCAUCAAUCAUAUCUUACCACCUGAUAGAUGUCGGUUCUAUACCGCUGAAAUUAUACUGGGAAUUCAAGAAUUACACCGAUUGGGUAUUCUCUACAGAGACCUAAAACCCGAAAACAUCUUGCUAACUGCGGAUGGACACUUGGUAUUAACGGAUUUCGGAUUAUCUAAACAGUUUUAUGAUGGACUCAGCUUAGAAGAACAGAGAGCAGACACAUUUUGUGGAACAGCGGAAUACCUAGCACCAGAAAUAUUAAAUGGACAAGCAUAUUCUUACGAAGUGGAUUACUGGAGUAUGGGAACCAUCUUGUUUGAAAUGUUGACUGGUAUUACACCUUUCUGGGCAGAGAAUAGAGAUGAUAUGUACCGACGCAUCCGGACGGAUCCAUUACAGUUCCCUGAAUUCAUUGACAUUGAAACAGCGGAUUUUAUCGCCCGUUUAUUAAAAAGAGAUCCAAAUAGGCGUUUAGGUUCCGGUUCCGAUGGAGCUAUCCGUGUUCGUUCCGACCCUUAUUUUGAAUUCAUUGAUUGGAAUCAUAUAUAUACAAAACGCAUCAGACCACCUUAUAUUCCAAACCUACAUUCAGAAACAGACUUUAGUCAUUUCGAUAGUGAAUUCUUACGUCUCACACCAAGAUUAUCACCUGUCGGAAGUGAUUAUAUCCUCAGCCAAAGUUUGGAUCGCGCCUUUGAAGGGUACUCUUACACAAAUAGAGAAGAAACCUUAUUAGAUUCUCCUCCUUCGGAAAUAUACAGCUUCACUGACCCACCUCCACCCAUUACCUUUCAUGAUAAUCAUACUACUGCUUCUCCUCAUCAAGGUACGCGUUAUUUUGUUUACAAUGGCUCCGAUGAAGUCGUCCCCUAUGAUGAUUAUGCCGACGAUAGCAAUAUUAGUAAUGAUGAUAUACGCUCCUCCGACUUUGUACGUUCCAGCACCUAUCAAAAUCAGUUUACAGACGAAGAUGAAGAAUUUGAUUACUACCGCCAGUUACCGCCAAGACCUACUAUACGGCAUUUAUCCACUGCCGCUCCCUCCCAUGCCACUAGUUCAUCUAUAUAUUAA
Messenger RNA from Mucor mucedo, 2004 nucleotides. RefSeq names its product kinase-like domain-containing protein. NCBI's taxonomy places the organism in Eukaryota, Fungi, Mucoromycota, Mucoromycetes, Mucorales, Mucoraceae. Gene Ontology annotation, biological process: protein phosphorylation. The record is from RefSeq and is a predicted model, not a curated record. Bases 1 to 2004 code for a protein of 667 amino acids. The transcript has 4 exons. Gene Ontology annotation, molecular function: protein serine/threonine kinase activity; phosphatidylinositol binding; ATP binding.